AUGAACUAUAAUUUGUUAAGCUCAAGUGUUUAUCAUUCUGAUAAAGUUUUAUUUAUAUAUUUAUCAACAAUAAUGAAUGAUGCAGCUGAAGGCAUAGUUCAAGGGUUUCAACAUUACAUUGUAAUGCUUGGAACUACUGUAAUAAUACCUUCUAUACUCGUUCCUCUCAUGGGUGGUGGCGACGUGGAGAAAGCAGAAGUGAUAAACACAGUAUUGUUCGUGUCCGGUAUAAACACGUUGUUGCAAAGUUUGUUCGGAAGUCGACUUCCCGUCGUCAUCGGAGCUUCUUAUGCUUACGUCAUCCCUGCUCUUUACAUCACUUUCUCUUACAGAUUCACUUACUAUCUCCAUCCUCACCUGAGAUUUGAAGAGACAAUGAGAGCAAUCCAAGGAGCUCUAAUCAUUGCUUCUAUAUCUCAUAUGAUAAUGGGUUUCUUUGGCUUGUGGAGAGUCUUGGUCAGGUUUCUUACUCCUCUUUCCGCUGCUCCUCUUGUGAUUCUCACCGGAGUUGGCCUCGUCGUGUUCGCGUUUCCUCAGCUUGCGAGAUGUAUAGAAAUCGGACUCCCAGCGUUGAUCAUAGUCAUAAUUUUAUCUCAGUAUCUUCCUCGCUUGUUCAAGUGUAAGAGAUCGAUAUGCGAGCAAUUCGCUGUUCUGUUCACCGUAGCGAUCGUCUGGGCUUAUGCAGAGAUUCUGACAGCAGCCGGAGCUUACGAUAAUAGACCCGACAAUACACAGCUCAGUUGUCGAACGGACCGGUCAGGUCUCAUUAGUGCUUCACCAUGGGUGAAAAUUCCAUACCCAUUGCAAUGGGGACGUCCAAGUUUUCAUGCAAGCGAUGCAUUCGCAAUGAUGGCAGCUUCUUACGUGGCGAUUGUCGAGACGACGGGUUCUUUAAUCGCCGCUUCAAGAUUUGGUAGCGCCACUCAUAUCCCUCCCUCGGUGCUUAGCCGUGGCAUCGGAUGGCAGGGCAUUGGCGUUUUGCUGGAUGGACUGUUUGGAACAGGAACCGGUUCCACAGCUUUGGUUGAAAAUACAGGGCUUCUUGGGCUAACAAAGGUUGGGAGCAGAAGAGUGGUUCAGAUAUCUGCUGUUUUCAUGAUCUUCUUCUCCAUUUUCGGGAAGUUUGGGGCUGUUCUUGCAUCAAUACCAUUACCGAUAUUCGCAGCACUGUACUGUGUUCUAUUCGCCUAUGUCGGGCUUGGCCUUCUUCAGUUCUGCAACUUAAACAGCUUCAGGACUAAAUUCAUCCUCGGCUUCUCCAUCUUCAUCGGUCUCUCAGUCGCACAAUACUUCACCGAAUAUCUAUUUGUCUCUGGCCGUGGACCAGUUCACACUCGUACUUCUGCUUUCAAUGUGAUAAUGCAAGUGAUAUUCUCUUCCGCUGCAACGGUUGGGAUAAUGGCGGCGUUUUUGUUGGACUGUACUCAUAGCUAUGGGCACGACUCGGUGAGGAGAGACAGUGGAAGACAUUGGUGGGAGAAAUUCAGAGUAUACCAAACUGAUACUCGAACCGAAGAGUUUUACGCAUUGCCUUAUAACCUAAACCGAUUCUUCCCUUCUUUCUGA
Molecule: messenger RNA, 1566 nt
Organism: Thlaspi arvense
Lineage: Eukaryota; Viridiplantae; Streptophyta; Magnoliopsida; Brassicales; Brassicaceae
Source: the annotation of a GenBank genome assembly